Messenger RNA from Punctularia strigosozonata HHB-11173 SS5, 309 nucleotides. RefSeq lists its product as uncharacterized. The record is from RefSeq and is a predicted model, not a curated record. The coding region runs from base 1 to 309 and encodes 102 amino acids. NCBI's taxonomy places the organism in Eukaryota, Fungi, Basidiomycota, Agaricomycetes, Corticiales, Punctulariaceae. The transcript is spliced from 2 exons.
AUGGAAACACGUCGCGUCUCGGACCUCGGGCCAGCCGAAUGGUUCAACAUCGAAGCCAAAACCGAGUCUGCGGGAGGAUCUGGAAACGGAAACGCACCUCAAAGUGGACCGGCCCGGCGAGAAUUCAUUACGCCCCGCACGGACGGUAACGAAGGCGAUACAGAAGAGGAAAACGAGGUCAGGCGUACCACUUCGAUCAUACGUAGCCGUCCAGAAACGGAUGAGGAAGAUGAUCUAACAAUGGUGCCGCGCCAUCACGUGCCACCACUUCUCCGGCACAAUCAAGACCGAUCCAAGGACGAGCAGUGA